AUGCGUUUUCCGGUCACUACACUGUCCACAAACCUCGGAAAUUUAUGCAGCAAAGUGAAAGAAUUAUUGACAAACAGGAAAUGGAAGGAAUUAAUUUUCCAUUACAGAGAGAUGAACAGCUCGGGAGCUCGGCUGACUGACCACACAAUUUUUCCACACAUUCUCAAGGCUUGUUUAUCUCUGUCAUUUCCACUCGGCGAGUCCGUCCACGCUUCCCUGAUCAAGCAGGGAUUUGAGUCCUUCGGCACGUUGAGAAAUUCUUUGCUAGACUUUUAUGUGAAAUCCGGCAAACUGGUUGCUUUUGAUCUCAUCGAGGCCAAAGAUUCCGUUUCAUGGAAUAUAAUUCUCCAUGGCCAUUUCCAUCGAGGUGCUUCUGAAGAAGGUUUAAAGUUGUUUGUUCGAGCUCGAGAAUUUGGAUUCGAACCCAAUGUUUCGACUCUGGUACUAAUAUUUCAGGCAUGCCGCAGCAUUAAAGCAUUCGAUGAUGGCCAGAAAUUUCACGGCUACUUGAUUCGAAGUGGGCUGUGUAGCAUUCUCUCAGUGAGAAAUUCUCUACUUGGUAUGUACACAGAUAUCCGAAUGGAUUGGGCAGAAAGUCUUUUCGAUGAAAUGGAUGAGAAGGAUGUAAUAUCUUGGAGUGUGAUGAUCGGAGGUUACGUUCAUGGCGAUGAAGCCGUACUCGGUUUAGAGAUGUUCAAACGUAUGGUAUUGGAAUCGAAGAUCAAAGCAGAUGAACAAACAAUGGUAAGCGUACUCAAAGGCUGUUCUAAGUUAUCCGACAUCAGGAUGGGGAAAUCAGUUCAUGGAUUUGUGGUCAAGCGAGGUUUGGACUACGACACGUUCUUGGGGAAUACUCUCGUCGAUUUCUACUGUAAGUGCGGCGAAGUUGAUUCUGGGGCUCGAGCAUUCGUUGAGAUGCCUCGUAAGAAUGUAGUAACCUGGAAUUCUAUGUUGUCGGGAUAUGUUCACAGUGAGAAUCAUCUAGAAGGGUUGGCAUUGUUUGCCCGGAUGGGGGAGUCAGGAGUCGAUGCUGAUGAAGUCACUCUAGCGAACCUACUCGUAAUAUGCCGAGACUUGAGGGACCUACGUCGAUGCAAGACGAUUCAUUCUAGAGUGAUUCGGAGAGGCCUACGAUCGAAUGACGUGGUGAUGAACUCCUUGCUCGAUGCAUACGCGAAAUGCGGUCGAAUCGAUCUUUCGCGACGAGUGUUCUGCGGAAUCGAUGCUCCCGAUAUCAUUACCUGGAGUACGAUGAUCUCGGGCUUCACUCACUGUGCGAUGCCCAAUGAAGCGAUCGCUCUAUACCGGGAGAUGCAGCUGUCGCAUUUCGAUCGAAAUCCCGUCACUCUGCUGAACCUUCUUGAAGCCUGCUCGGUUAGCGCCGAAAUUGCACCGUCGAGAUCGGCUCACGGAAUCGCCACCCGGAUGGGUCUGGCGUCGGAUGUUGUCGUCGGGACAGCGUUGCUUGACAUGUACGCAAAAUGUGGGGCGAUCGAAAUGUCGAGAAAGGUGUUCAGCCAAAUUUCGGAGACGAACAUCUAUUCAUGGAGCGCAAUCAUCGCUGCCCACGGCCUCAAUGGUCGCCCUCGAGACGCGUUGUCAAUGUUCUUGGAAAUGGAACGUUCCGGAACGAAGGGUAACUCGGUGACAGCCCUCGCGGUCCUAUCCGCGUGCUGCCAUGGCGGAUUAGUGGAAGAGGGAAUCGCAUUCUUCAAAGACUGGACCAAACAUCACCCCGGCAAUAACGACGACGAAGAACUAUACGCGUGCGUCGUCGACAUGCUGGCACGGGCGGGAAACCUCGACGAUGCAAUGCGGCUGAUCGGGUCUCACCGGGACUGGGGCGGGGCGAGCGCGUGGAGCGCGGUCCUGAGCGCAUGCAGGAACUACGAGGACCGGGAGCUGGGCACUGGGGCUGCGUCGCAGGUGCUCGAAAUGGAGCCGUGGAGCUCGGCCGGGUAUUUGUUGGCGUCGAGCGUUUGUGCGAACGGAGGGUCUUGGACAGAUGCGUCGAGGCUGCGGCAAAUGAUGACGGACCGAGGAGUAAAGGUGGCGGCGGGUUAUAGCGUGGUUCGUGUAGAUGGCCGAGCUUAUGGGUUCACCGCCGGCGCCGGAGAUGAUGGUGGCGUUGUUUGUGGCGUGGCGGAGCAGCUGCAUGCCUUCAUGAGAAUGAAUUCUUGUUCUUGUUGCUAGGGGUGCUGUAUAUGCUGUUGUUUGUGUUUUUAAUCUUCUUCUUGUGUUAUACCAUUACCAUUUAUUGGAAAUUGCUUAUUUUUACUAA
Messenger RNA from Andrographis paniculata, 2281 nucleotides. Its product is annotated as pentatricopeptide repeat-containing protein At2g17210. Gene Ontology annotation, biological process: RNA modification. The transcript has 2 exons. Lineage: Eukaryota; Viridiplantae; Streptophyta; Magnoliopsida; Lamiales; Acanthaceae. The record is from RefSeq and is a predicted model, not a curated record. Gene Ontology annotation, molecular function: RNA binding; protein binding. The coding region runs from base 1 to 2193 and encodes 730 amino acids.